Oreochromis niloticus (Nile tilapia) is the source of this 1462-nucleotide messenger RNA. Its product is annotated as zinc finger protein 335. Bases 31 to 864 code for a protein of 277 amino acids. Gene Ontology annotation, biological process: positive regulation of neurogenesis; positive regulation of transcription by RNA polymerase II; brain development. Gene Ontology annotation, cellular component: nucleus. The record is from RefSeq and is a predicted model, not a curated record. The transcript is spliced from 8 exons. Lineage: Eukaryota; Metazoa; Chordata; Actinopteri; Cichliformes; Cichlidae. Gene Ontology annotation, molecular function: RNA polymerase II cis-regulatory region sequence-specific DNA binding.
GAUUAAUGUUCUGUUUUGUUUUAGACCCACAUGGGACAGCACUCCUACCUGCGUCCUCACAAGUGUCCAAACUGCAGCUUUGCCUCCAAAAACAAGAAAGACCUACGCAGACACAUGAUGACGCACACCAAUGAGAAACCAUUUUCUUGUAAACUUUGUGGACAAAGGUUUAACCGCAAUGGCCAUCUGAAGUUUCACAUGGAGCGUCUUCACAAUCAGGAUAAUCUUGCUCGCAAAAGUCGAACCACUGCGUCUCAGCAAACCAUAAUAGUUAACAGCGAUGAGGAGGCGUUAGCCACACUACAGUCCCUGCAGGGACAUCAGGCAGUGAUCACUCCUGAGCGGCUGCAGGCUCUAGGACAGGAGCACAUCAUUGUAGCUCAGGAACAGGCAGUGUCAGACCAGGAGGAAGGUGCAUACAUUCAGCAGAUAACCACCAUAGACGGUCAGACGGUCCAGCAUCUGAUGACAGGAGACAACCAGGUUACUGAGGUUCAGUAUAUCAUCUCACAGGAUGGAGUUCAACACUUACUUCCUCAAGAGUAUGUAGUAGUAGCUGAUGGCAACCACAUACAGAUGCCAGACGGACAGAUAAUCCAGUACGAACAUGACAGAACCAUUGUUCAGGAGCAACAGAUUGCUGUAAGUCACGACGGUCAGAUCCAGUACCUACCUGUCAGCUCUGAUCAACAAAUCGUGAAUGCUGAAGAUUUGGAGGCUGCUGCCCACUCUGCUGUCACAGCCGUAGCAGACGCGGCCAUGACACAGACCCAGACAGUCUACACUGAGGCUACACCUGAGCAACUGGAAGAGCUGCAGCAACAGGGCAUCCACUAUGAUGUCAUUACUUUCUCCAAUGAAUAGGGAUGCAAGUGCGCCAAGAGGAGGACCAAUACAAACCACUAUGAGCUAACAGAACAGUGACCUCAACUUAUUUAUGCAUCUAGCUGGCAGUGAAGUGAAAAAAGGCCUUAUCUCCUGCCCAGCAUCACCUGCUCGGGGCAGCUGCAUCAGUCACAAUCAACAGCUUCUUGUAAAUUUCAAUUAUUGUACGCAGUGCUUCUAAUUUAUUCAUAGGUACUGAGCAUUCAAGAGUUAAUUUAAGGAACGUUGGGCUCUUCUCUAAUUAUUCAAACCGAAUUGUGUAUAUGUGCCUCAACAGCUUCCAUUUGCAAGACAAUGUUAUUAAAAAUGAUAAAAUAGCUUAUUUCAUGUUAUUAAAAGUGUCCUAAUGAACAUUUUAGUUUUUGAAUGGAAUGAAAUGAAAAGGCACGCUUUAUUUUUGAUGUGUAAUAAGAUAAGUUAAUUAAUAGAAUGCCACAAUAUUGUGUUUACAUAAUAUUAUGUACAUACAUUUUGCAUUUGUCUUCUGUUGUGCAAUGGAAGACAUGUUUUGAUUUGAUGAGUAUAAAGUGUUUAAUACGUUCAAAGCUGACACCAAAUAAAUCACUUUAUACAUGUA